Molecule: messenger RNA, 798 nt
Organism: Ornithodoros turicata
Lineage: Eukaryota; Metazoa; Arthropoda; Arachnida; Ixodida; Argasidae
Exons: 1
Coding region: 1-798 (265 amino acids)
Source: RefSeq, a predicted model, not a curated record
AUGACGUCAAAAACGCAGGAAGCGUAUGAGGAACUUUUUCAAGCCGUCGUCGAUGCGUGCAGUGCCCAGGGUAUGAUGCCCUCACCAGAUGUCGUCAUCACGGACUUCGAAAAAGGCGCCAUGAACGCAGUGAAGGCCAUCUUGGGUGAAGAAGUACAAACAAGAGGCUGCUUCUUUCACUUAUGUCAAAGUACGUACUCAAAGAUCCAGCAACUGGGACUGGCUUCGAGGUAUCAAGACGACGAGGAUUUUCGUCACUUUAUCGGCAUGCUGGAUGGCCUGGCCUUCCUUCCCCUUGAUGACGUUGAGGCAGGGAUGAACUUCGUGAAGGCCGUCGCUCCAGAAGGGGUGGAAGCUGUUAUCGCAUACUUUGAUGAGACGUACGUGAACGGGACAUACCGACACGUUGGAAGACUAGACGAAAACCCCCGGAUUCGUCGCACACCACCUCGGUUUCCACCGGAAGUGUGGAACGUCCAUGAAGCUACAUUGGAAGGUGGCGCCAGAACGAACAACCACUCAGAGGCAUGGAAUAGAAGAUUCAGCAGUCUGGUAGGCCAUUCCCACCCCACAGUAUGGCGAGCAAUAGCCACACUGCGCCUGGAGCACUCAGCGGUAGAAGGAAAGAUGACGCAGUCACUAGCCGGCGCUCCACCCGCAAAGAGGCAAAGGACCACCACCCUACAGUUGCAGGAAAGGCUUCGACGUCUCUGCCAAGAUUUUGUAGACGACAGGAGGACUCUGGAAAGCUUUCUGAGGGGUGUGGGACACGCUGUGCGUUUGCGUGCUCGCACAUAA